This is a messenger RNA of Rhododendron vialii, 1248 nucleotides long. RefSeq names its product protein NDL2-like. The transcript is spliced from 11 exons. Lineage: Eukaryota; Viridiplantae; Streptophyta; Magnoliopsida; Ericales; Ericaceae. The record is from RefSeq and is a predicted model, not a curated record. The coding region runs from base 87 to 1133 and encodes 348 amino acids.
CAAAUUUUCCAUUUAAUUUGAGAGAGAGAGAGAGAGAGAGAGAGAGAGAGAGAGAGAGUUCUAGAGAGAGAAGGGUCCCGCGGCCAAUGGCGGAUUCUAGCGACUCUGUUUCCGUUGACAUGGAGAUGAUCUCUGUCAGCGGAAAGGAGUACCUUAUAAAAACUGGCCGUGGUUCUAUCUCUGUGGCAGUGUUUGGAGAUCCAGACAAGCCAGCUCUUGUUACUUACCCUGAUGUAGCAUUGAACUCAGAUACGUCCUGCUUUCAUGGGCUAUUCUGUUGUCCAGAAGCUUUUUCCUUGCUGCUCCAUAACUUCUGCAUCUACCAUAUUAGUCCCCCUGGGCAUGAGUUUGGUGCAGCCAUAAUUAAGUCCAGUGACCCAGUGCCAUCCGUGGAUGACUUAGCAGAACAGAUUGCUGAGGUUCUUGACUAUUUUAGAGUUGAUGCAGUGAUGUGUAUGGGGGUGGCUGCUGGAGCUUAUAUCCUUUCCCUGUUUGCUAUAAAAUAUACAGAACGCGUUCUUGGUUUGAUACUCAUCUCUCCUCUAUGCAAAGCACCAUCGUGGACAGAAUGGUUGUAUAAUAAGGUGAUGUUGAAGUUUCUUUUUUUUUAUGGCAUGUGUAGUGUGGCGAAGGAGUUGUUGCUUAUGCGGUACUUCAGCAAGAAAGUUCGUGGUAACUCUCAAGUACCAGAGUCAGAUAUAGUUCAAGCAUGCAGAAGAUUGCUGGAUGAGAGGCUGAGUCUAAAUGUUUCGCGGUUUCUUCAAGCUAUCAAUGGGAGAGAAGACAUCACUGAAGGGCUCAAGAAACUAAAAUGCCGGUCUUUAGUAUUUGUUGGAGAGUACUCUCCGUUUCACGCCGAUGCUUUACACAUGACUUCAAAUCUAGAAGAAAGAUAUACUGCCUUAGUUGAGGUUCAGGGAUGUGGGUCAGUGGUGACAGAGGAGCAGCCCGAUGCCAUGUUGAUACCAUUGGAAUACUUCCUUGUUGGGUUUGGCUUCUACAAGCCGUCUCAGGUCAAUGCCAGCCCGAGAAGCCCAUUGAGUCCAACUUCCAUCUCUCCAGAGCUUUUCUCUCCGGAGAGCAUGGGCGUGAAAUUAAAACCCAUAAAAACACGAAUCUCUGUCGAAGACUGAAGAAAACUAUACGUAGGUGAGAAAUUUUUGGUAAUCUGUAUAUGGAGAAAUAGCUAAUAUUUCACAUGAUUGGGUGGGGGUGAUUAAAGGAAAAAGUUCCUUGGGGACUGUAGAU